Messenger RNA from Gordionus sp. m RMFG-2023, 491 nucleotides. Its product is annotated as mucin-3A-like. The transcript has 9 exons. The record is from RefSeq and is a predicted model, not a curated record. Lineage: Eukaryota; Metazoa; Nematomorpha; Gordioida; Chordodea; Parachordodidae. Bases 1 to 390 code for a protein of 129 amino acids.
AUGUCAAAACUUGGUAGCAGAUUUAGCAUUAGCCCUCCACCUUCAAGUUCAGUUGCCCUAGCCAUUACACAUCAAGCCCAAGUUGCCCCUCAAACUUCUAAUGCAAAUCAAGAUUUAGCAUUAGCCCCUCCACCUUCAAGUUCAGUUGCCCUAGCCACACAUCAAGCCCAAGUUUCAAUAGCCCCUCAAACUUCUAAUGCAAAUCAAGAUAUAACAUUAGCCCCUCCACCUUCAAGUUCAGUUGCCCUAGCCAUUACACAUCAAGCCCAAUCUUCAAUAGCCCCUAAAACUUCUAAUGCAAAUCAAGAUUUAGCAUUAGCCCCUCUACCUUCAAGUUCAGUUGCCCUAGCCUUACAUAUUAAGCUCCACAAAUUACAAAUUUUACAUUAGCCCCUCAAACUUUUGGUUUUGCCAUAGCCUUUCAAACUUUUAUCUCAAAUCAAAAUAAUUCAGGUGCUUAUCAUGUUAUUAAUUCAGAUGUUGGAAUUGAA